This is a messenger RNA of Drosophila busckii, 1872 nucleotides long. RefSeq lists its product as uncharacterized. Bases 378 to 1646 code for a protein of 422 amino acids. The transcript is spliced from 2 exons. The record is from RefSeq and is a predicted model, not a curated record. Lineage: Eukaryota; Metazoa; Arthropoda; Insecta; Diptera; Drosophilidae.
CUUUGCAUUAUUAAUUUCAUUAUUAAUGUCAGCUCGUGAAUAGUUUAUGUAUAGUCUGCUAAAGUGUUCGCAUAGCUACGCGUCAUCAUUUGCAAUAAAGUUGCUAUCAUUUGGCUUUUUGGCGCGUAACUUUUAAGCAAAUGCAUACAUACAUCAACAUAAAUUGCAUUGAUUACUGAUACCACUGCACAGUAUCCAGUCAACACUUGUGUCUAUCACACGCACUUGAUUAACAUAAACUGCAUAAAAUACGCAUAACUGUAGUUUAUGUAUACUAACUCAACUCUGACGUGUACAGAAAAUUGAAAAAAAAAAUCAACAAGUGCGUCUAUAAAUUGAUUUGGCUUUGAUAACGUGUCAUAUCAGCAGUAAACAAGAUGAGUGCACCGAAACCAACAUUCAAGGACAUCUCUAUCUGCUUCAACGAGGAAAUUUUAGAUGAAAUAAUAAGAGAGGCUGGUGGUAGCAAGCAUACUUCCUACAAGUUUGGCGAGGGUGGAAAAAAGGGGGACUCAUACCUGAGCAGAGUUUUUCGUCUGUGUGUGUAUGGCAUAAAAGAGCCCGAGGGUAGGGAAAUGGAGGUCAAUAUCAUUGUCAAAGGGAUGCCAGACAAUAUACAUCGACGGCGUCUAUUCCGUUCCGCUGACUUCUUUCGCAACGAGAUUAACUUUUAUACUAAAGUUAUACCAGCCAUUGAAGCUUUCCAGGACGGGCGGGAGGACCAGCCCGAUGAGCCAUUCGUGGAGUUUCCCAAGUGCUAUGCAUCGUUGUGCGAUGGCGAAAAUGAUUUCAUUGCUCUCGAGGAUGUGGGCCCUCGCGGCUAUCGUGCUCCCAAUCGCAUGAAAUGUAUUAGCUUGGAGGAUGCAAUGUUGACCAUGGCAACGUUGGGACGCUACCAUGGCGUUGCUCUGGCCUUCAAAGCUUUGGAUCCUGAUAACUUUGAGAAGGCAGCUAAUGAAUUGGAGGAGACCUACUAUGGCGAGCAUACUCGCGAAUGGUACUCUGGCUUUUUGCAGCUGGCCGAGAACGUGGCCACCGAUGCUGUUGGCAAAAUCUUUCCCAACACCAAGUAUGAGACGCUGGCCAAUAAUUUUCUGCAGCCGCAGCUUUUUGAUGACCUUAUCAAUUUGGUCUCCACCCGCUCCAAACUGAGCGUCUUCGGGCAUGGCGACUGCUGGACUCCCAAUUUCCUUACUAAGCACGACGAUGAGGAUAAGCCGGAGCAGAUGAUUAUGAUUGACUUUCAGCUAGCACGUUGCUGUUCGCUUGCUUUGGAUCUAUCAUUCUUUAUAUAUUCCUGCACCAGUCAGGAGCUGCGCGAGAAACACUAUGAUGAGCUGCUGCGUGCUUAUUUGAACAGUGCCCAAGACAUUAUUACUGAUUUGGGCGGUGAUGCUGAAGCUAUCAUCAAUUGGGACUUGUUGAAGGAAGAACUAAAGGAGUUUGGACGCUUUGGUGUGGGCAUGGGCAUUGAGUCUUUGCCCAUGUCGCUCAUUGACGACGAUGAAGUAGCCGAUUUGGAGCUUAUUGAAGAGGACAACGUGCUCACCGAUGUAUGGGAUAUUAAGCCAUUUAAAGAGCCCGCCAAGCAGCAGCGCAUAGCUGAUAUAUUCAAACAUGCCAUCGACCAAGGUUAUAUCAAGUAAAUCUGCAAUUAGUGCAAUUCUAACUAUACAUACAAGUACAUAAAAGCUGAAUUUAAGCGUACAAAGUUUCUCUUCUAAGAAUUUACCUAAAUGUCUACAAAUAUCCAAUCUCUUUACAUUGAAUAAUUCUGGACAAAUGACGAAAACAAAAGAAAAAUACAAGUAUUAUUAAGUACAUACAUAUUCAAUAAAUGUUGUCAGUGUUGUGUGUUCGUUUCAGAGCAAA